CGCACGCUUCUGUUGUCCAGGAGUGCGGGUCUGGUCUUCAGUUACCCGCGGCUCCGGCCUGGCCUCCUGUAUUUAAGCGGCGUGGGAGGCGCCACCGCACCAGUACAGUACCAGCUGCGCCGCGAAAGCCGAGCGGAACAAACUGCCAAAAGGGAAAGCGAACGGGAGAGCUGUCACAGCCCGCGGGGGGCAGCGUCGAGAGGGAAUCGCCGGGGAUGGGCGGCGCUCCGCGACGACCGGCGGCGACGGCGUACGUGCCUUCCGCGCUGCUCCUGCUCGCCGUGCUCUUUGUUGGCCGGGCGGCGGCGCUCGGCGACUGCCCGACGGCGCUGCACAGGCACGCGGCGUUCUUCGACCGCGACGGCGACGGCGUCGUCACCCUAUCGGAGACGUACGGCGCGUUCCGGGCUCUCGGAUUUGGAUUCGGCGUGUCCACCUUCAGCGCGGCCUUUAUCAAUGGCGCCCUCGGCAGCAAGUGCAGACCUGAAAAUGCAACGUCAUCAAAUUUGGACAUCUACAUAGAGAACAUUCAGAAAGGAAAACAUGGAAGUGAUACUGGCUCGUAUGACACUGAAGGAAGGUUCGUUCCAGAGAAGUUCGAAGAGAUAUUCGCCAAGCACGCCAAGACCGUCCCUGACGCCCUGACAUCGGACGAGGUCGACCAGCUGCUCCAAGCGAACAGACAGCCCGGGGACUACAAAGGAUGGGCUGGCGCAGAAGCGGAGUGGAGGAUCCUGUACAGCCUCGGCAAGGACAAGGACGGCCUGCUCCACAAGGACGUCGUGAGGAGCGUCUACGACGGGAGCCUCUUCCACAGGCUCGCGCCCAACUGGAGUUCUCCGGACAAGGAGAAGCAGCUGGAAUGCUGAGCCGGGAGGAGAGGAGCAUGCCGUCUGCGUUCUCUCGCGUUACCUGUCGGUACAAGCAAGAGUCCGGUUAAGAUAAGGGCUGGGGACUCUGAAUACGCUGUCAAGCAACAUGUAGUAGCGGUGUGAACGGGUGUGAACACUCUGUUGCAGAUUGAAAGGAAGUGUGGACAGAAUCUGCUGAUAGGACGACGGAUGGUUACGUGUGGUCUGUCUGUAUCUUGUGACGAGUACGAUGGUUGUGUUUCUGUACAUGCAAGUUGGCUGACAGUGGAUUUGCAUACAGUAGUACUUGGCGUUUCUUGCCCGUGAGGC
Molecule: messenger RNA, 1181 nt
Organism: Panicum virgatum (switchgrass)
Lineage: Eukaryota; Viridiplantae; Streptophyta; Magnoliopsida; Poales; Poaceae
Product: probable peroxygenase 5
Exons: 6
Coding region: 216-869 (217 amino acids)
Molecular function (GO): monooxygenase activity; calcium ion binding
Source: RefSeq, a predicted model, not a curated record